UCUCUGCGAGUCAAGAUCGAUGCGCCAGUUAUGAAUGUCGCAAUGGAGGCACAUGUAUCUCUGUGGAUGAGACUCCUAGUUGUAACUGUUUACCUGGAUAUUUUGGGGCCCAGUGUGAGUAUAACAGUGACCCGUGUUAUAACUAUCGCUGCUUAAAUAAAGGCGAGUGUAUUGCCCCAUCCGGCACACCUCGUUGCAUAUGUCCACCGGGAUUCAGUGGACUUAGAUGUGAGACCCAAGCCAAUGGACAAUGUCCGGAAUUAAGUUCUCAACCAGCUGAUGUCUGCAGUGGCUUCAACUGUACCACCAACCUCAACUGCGUAGCCCGUCAGAUAUGCUGUGCAAGCACCUGUGGUUCCAGAAUGUGCAUGGCCCCUGAUACAAAUGUUACUCAGCUGACUUGUCCCGGAGGAUGCCCACCUGGCUAUAAAUGUGAGUAUCAACCUAAAUAUUGCCCUCUGGGACGUACGUGUACAUCUGAAAUGGUACCUACCUGUGUUGAGCCUAAUGAUAACUGUGGAGGCUGUCCAGAUGGUCAGUUUUGUAAGGACCUUGGAACACUUUGCACCAAGCUGCCCUGCCAAAAGUAUCAGUGCGUCACAAUGGACGCUUGCGGUGGCUGUCCCAGGGGUCAGAAAUGUGACAAGGCGUAUCCACCUUGUGCUCGACCACCGCCUUGCAAUGAAACAGGAGGUACGUGUGAGGAGCAAGAGUGCAAGCUCAUUGACGCCUGUGUCCCUGAUCUUCCCGAACAAACGCCAAAAAAUGCCUGUGUUAAGUGUCAAGCUGGACAGGUGUGUAAACCAACUAAAAUAGUUUGCAUCAAUGAGCCGUGUCCUUCAUAUGAAUGUGUACCAAACACUGCGUUUAGUCCCCCGAUGGAGUGCAACCAGACCUGUGGGAGUAACUACGUUUGCCUCUUUAAAGUGCCUGAUUGCCCCACAUACAUGAGCUGUAGUACCACUCCUGUUGCCCAGUGCGUCCCAAGAAACAAUCUUUUGGGCUUAUGCCCAAGAAUCGUGUCUCAAGAAUGGACCAAGUCUUGCCUGGUAGACAAUUACAGGCCCCAAUGCUUCAAUGACAUGGCGUGUAACAGAAGCCGACAAAGGUGUUGCCCUGCCCAGUGUGGACGAAGCGAGUGCACUGAUGUCCCAUUGGCUGACAAUACACCUGACACGCCAGACAGAACACGUUAACUAGCUUGACAACACCUGACACGCCAGACAGAACACGUUAACUAGCUUGACAACACCUGACACGCCAGACAGAACACGUUAACUAGCUUGACAACACCUGACACGCCAGACAGAACACGUUAACUAGCUUGACAACACCUGACACGCCAGACAGAACACGUUAACUAGCUUGACAACACCUGACAGGAGAGAACACAUUCAAAAUGAGAAAACACCUGACAAUCGUACACACAAUUUUUAAAAUAUUAAGAACACAUCUGACACACCAUACAGAACAUUUGAUGAUACACAGAGCAAUGGAUACGUCAAUACAUUCUCAAACUGUACACUUAAACAGAUGAAAACAUCAAAACUGUACACUUUAACAGAUGAAAACAUCAAAACUGUACACUUUAACAGAUGAAAACAUCAAAACUGUA
Messenger RNA from Biomphalaria glabrata, 1615 nucleotides. RefSeq names its product keratin-associated protein 16-1-like. The record is from RefSeq and is a predicted model, not a curated record. Gene Ontology annotation, molecular function: peptidase inhibitor activity. The coding region runs from base 363 to 1196 and encodes 277 amino acids. The transcript is spliced from 7 exons. Lineage: Eukaryota; Metazoa; Mollusca; Gastropoda; Planorbidae. Gene Ontology annotation, cellular component: extracellular region.